CUGCAAAGAGACCUGGCUCCUCUCGCGGUAUCGACAACACACUGGAUGAUGUGGACCACCAUGGUACGACGUCCGACUGGACCUUUUGGUUGGGGAACACCUCUAUGGUUUUCGCUGAUCGUCACGUUCGCACUGAUACGUACUUUUGUUUCCGAGAUCGCGAUCGACGAUGGCAACGACCUCCAAUGUUCAUGUCGUAGUAACGCGACCCAUAUCGCUUGGAAGGGGCCAAUUCCGGUAACAGUGCAUUCUACUUUAUCCACCGCAUUAAACAACACGGGUGCCGAACAGGAAUACUACUUUGGGACUAGGCAGAAUCCUCCUCUCCGUGCCGCGAACGAUCGUGCCUUGGGGCUCUCGAAGGUAUCGGACGGUAGUUGCGGCUGCUGUCACUGGGAAACUUUCGCAGAAGCCAAAUACAGUGCGUACAUCUAUCUACGUCGCCACAUUAUGGCCAUGGAUCAACCAUUCUUGGCCACCUUGGGCUUUGAUACUACGAACGAUCGUGACGACGAGACGUUGCCGGAUGGUCUAGCCGGUGGUUUGAUUGGACCGACCAUUGAUCUCGCCCUGGAGACGAAACGACUAUUUCCCACCACCGACAACCUACCUCGACACAUUUGGCAAGAGUAUGUUUUGAAUUAUGCCAAUACAAACGAAGCAAGGAGCAAUUGGCGUCCCUUGAUUCGCUCCAAAUUGGAACAAGCAGGUCUCGUAUCCUUCAACUCAUCCACAUCUCUCUACCAAGCCACAAUGAACCGGUCCAUCCCAGAGCUAGUCCAACUCAUCAAUACACACUUGUGGCAUGUUUUAGCGCCGCCGGAACAAGAAAGCCUCGUUUUCGUCAGUGGUCAAACACCGCUCAUUUUCGACCCCAUGUCGGUCUUGGCUUUUGGCUACGCCUCCUGCACGGGAUUUGCGAUUCUGCUAGUCAACGCGUUGCGUGUGGUGGGCGUCCCGGCGCGUGUUGUCGGUACGGCAUCUUGGUACCAGGACCGCGGACAAGGCAAUCACAACUGGGUCGAAGUCUACGACCCACGCAGGAAACGCCACAGCAGUGUGCACACCACUAGUCCGUGGUCCUUCUUGGAACCCUCUCCAGGGGCUACGGACCCGGACGAUUUGGAUCGCGAUCCGUGUCGCCGUUGGUUUUGUUCGCCAACCCGAUUUUCCUCCAACCCACGGAACGCAACACACGUGUACGCGGCACGCCUGGAACGAGAUCCAUCGGGAACCACCUUCGUCUACUACCCACUCGCGUGGGAAUGGGAUACCACGGAUGUGCCGGGAGAAGACGUCACUUCAUAUUAUCAACAAGUCUGUGGAGAGUGUCCGUAA
Messenger RNA from Phaeodactylum tricornutum CCAP 1055/1, 1338 nucleotides. RefSeq lists its product with no specific name. The coding region runs from base 46 to 1338 and encodes 430 amino acids. NCBI's taxonomy places the organism in Eukaryota, Bacillariophyta, Bacillariophyceae, Surirellales, Neidiaceae. The record is from RefSeq and is a predicted model, not a curated record. The transcript has a single exon.